GUUUUUGUGUUUAGCCUCUGUGACACUGCUCACUCUUGUAAUUGUGAUUCUGUGCACAACUGGUGAUUGUGACAACAGCUACAGAAGCMUUAAACUCAACAUCAGUCUCCUCUUUAAAGAAUCCACGAGUUGUUUUCUGAACCGAUUAACUUGAAUAAGUCUUAAAGGUCAUGGGAGGCGCAUUUCCUCCUGCUGACUCUCCGUGGUAGAAUCCAGUUUGGGUGUGCUGCUGCUGCUGAUGCUCCAGCAGGUGAUGCAGAAUGGCCUUGCACUUAAAAACAUAUUUAAAUGACGUAAUGUCAUGUGAAUGUAGCUUGUAAUGCAACGCAUUGCAGAAAUGAAAAACUCUGAACAAUACCUUUGAAACAAUACAAACUCAUUUUAACUUGACAUUAUGUAGUGCUCACAGCAGAUCAAAGAGGAGACAGUGACUGAUUUUCAGACCUUUGUGAAGGUAGACGAGAAGCUGAUCUUUUCCAUCGAUCUUAUCUAAGUAUCGACCGAUCGCUGAUAUCCCAAAUUUAAGGAAAUUGGUGCACCCCUACUAGUCCUUUUAAUUUUCAUGACACAMCUACAGCAUUUCCUCAUUUGGACAUGAAUCACUGAUGAAAAUAAAGAUUUUAAAAAAAUCCUUUUACAUAGAUGAUGAAAUCUCCUUUUGGUUUUCCUCAGGGCCAUGCCAGAAAAACCUGUGUGGAAUCUUUCAUGGCAGUGGUGUCCAGGAGGACCUGCUGUCCUGUGAAUGUUGCAGAUGUCUGGAAUACAGGCCGGCUGCCUUGAGGARCAGCUUCUGUGAAUUUUGCCACCACCAGUUUACUGAGAAGUUGUUCAGAUCAUUGCUGGAGUGGCUGAAGAUCACAGGACUUCAGCAGGAGAUGCGUACACUCCUUGGUGACUUGGUGUGCUUUGUACUGAUCACUCCUCUGGCUACCAUCUCUGGCUGGCUCUGCCUUCACCGUGCUGUGGACCAUCUUUACUUCUCCAGUCAGCUGGAGGCAGUGGGCCUGAUCACUUUGGCUGUUACCCCCUUCACCACUUACUUCUUCUGGGUUCUGGGUAGCUGGGCUUUCCCUUGGAGAGGGUGAGAAGUUCAGUUAUCUGAGAGACUCAGAGUAGAGCCACUGCUCCUCCACAUCAAGAGGAGCCAGUU
Molecule: messenger RNA, 1150 nt
Organism: Austrofundulus limnaeus
Lineage: Eukaryota; Metazoa; Chordata; Actinopteri; Cyprinodontiformes; Rivulidae
Product: E3 ubiquitin-protein ligase MARCH3
Exons: 4
Coding region: 606-1085 (159 amino acids)
Biological process (GO): protein ubiquitination
Molecular function (GO): ubiquitin-protein transferase activity
Source: RefSeq, a predicted model, not a curated record